This is a messenger RNA of Sparassis crispa, 1515 nucleotides long. RefSeq names its product Protein disulfide-isomerase. Gene Ontology annotation, biological process: response to endoplasmic reticulum stress; protein folding. Gene Ontology annotation, cellular component: endoplasmic reticulum. The record is from RefSeq and is a predicted model, not a curated record. NCBI's taxonomy places the organism in Eukaryota, Fungi, Basidiomycota, Agaricomycetes, Polyporales, Sparassidaceae. Bases 1 to 1515 code for a protein of 504 amino acids. Gene Ontology annotation, molecular function: protein disulfide isomerase activity. The transcript has 6 exons.
AUGCGGUACUCAAACAUUCUCUUGUCCGCAACCGCGCUCAUUCUAUUGCCAUGGGCUCUUGCUGAGGGUGCCUCAGACGUGAUAGACCUCACCCCUGCUAAUUUCGAGUCGGUGGUUAACCCCGAGCCUUUGGUGCUCGUGGAGUUCUUCGCCCCAUGGUGCGGUCACUGCAAGGCUCUUGCUCCUCACUACGAGGAAGCUGCGACUGCCCUCAAAAGCAAGGGUAUCAAGCUUGCCAAAGUUAACUGCGUGGACGAGGCAGACCUGUGCCAAGCGAAUGGUAUUCAAGGAUAUCCCACCCUGAGAGUGUAUCGCAAUGGCGAGUACAGUGAUUACCCCGGGCCUCGGAAAGCUGACGGUAUUAUCAGCUACAUGAUCAAGCAGUCGCUUCCUGCCGUCACGGAUGUUACAAGCGAGAACUAUGAGGAGUUCGUUCGUGCCGACAGAAUCGUAGCGCUUGCCUUCCUCCCCUCGUCCACCGAUGUCCCCGGUCCCGAAUUCAGCGCGACCGCAAACAAGCUGCGAGAUGAUUACUUAUUCGGUUUGACCAUCGACAAAGCUGUCUUCGAAGCUGCUGGUGUACAAGCACCUACUGUCGUCCUUUACCGCGCAUUUGACGAGCCCAAGGUUGAAUACCCGUAUCCCGUUGGGUCUGUCAAAGUCAAGGACUUUGAGCAGUGGAUCAAGGAUCUCUCGAUUCCCAUCAUCGACGAAGUUGGCUCAGAGAACUUCCAGACGUACGCUCAAAGCGGCAAACCUCUCGCCUACUUGUUCGUAGAUCCCAGCGACGCCAAUCACGAUGAGUACGUUGCUGCGUUGAAACCCAUCGCUGCGAAGUACAAUGGUGCCGUCAACUUCGUAUGGAUUGAUGCUGUCAAGUACGGGGACCACGCCAAGGCGUUGAAUUUGAACGAACCCAAGUGGCCGAGUUUCGUUAUUCAGGACCUAAAGAAACAGCUGAAGUACCCGUACGACCAGAGCUUGGACUUCAAUGCGGAGGCCAUCGAGGAGAUGGUGUCGCAAUUUGUGGAUGGAAAAUUGGUGCCACAGCUCAAGAGCCAGCCUAUCCCUGCUUCGCAGGAUGAAAGCGUAUUUACCCUUGUCAGCAAGCAGUUUGAUGAGGUCGUCUACGAUGACGACAAGGACGUGUUCGUCGAAUUUUAUGCUAGCUGGUGCGGACACUGCAAGCGUCUGAAACCCACUUGGGAUUCACUAGGCGAUCGCUACGCCGAUGUUAAGGACCGUAUCACAAUUGCGAAGAUGGAAUCCACUGAAAAUGAUCUCCCGCCCUCCGUGCCUUUCCGAGUGACUGGUUUCCCCACUCUCAAGUUCAAGAAGGCUGGGUCCCGCGAUUUCGUUGACUAUGACGGCGAUAGGUCCCUCGAGAGCCUCGUUGCGUUCGUAGAGGAGAACGCAGAGAACCCUCUUGAUGCCAAAGUGCCGUUUAAAAAUGUCACACCGCCGGAAGGGCAGGUGCCGUUGCAGCAGCAGCCAGAUCAUCAUGACGAGCUAUGA